Molecule: messenger RNA, 1543 nt
Organism: Mycena citricolor
Lineage: Eukaryota; Fungi; Basidiomycota; Agaricomycetes; Agaricales; Mycenaceae
Source: the annotation of a GenBank genome assembly
UACUUGUUGUUUCCGCUGAUAUCAUAUCCAUCCGUUUCACCUGAAGGGACGAUCUAAACUCGUGUACUGAAUGGCGGAGACCCUAGCCCUUACCGACAACGGUUGCUCGGAUGGCCAUGUUAUGGACAAGAUUGCUAAGUAACGGCGUCAGUCGGGACAUUCAUGAGACGCUUGCUCACACACUUGUCGCCGAUAAUGGUCACAUGGAACUGGGGAGAGUCGAACAGCGUGAUCUGGGUAAGCUCGACACUUGAGGACGAGAAUCAGCCGCCGCCGACACAUGCAACAGAGUUAAAUACGCACUUGUUGCAGCUCUGGAACCGCAGGAGCCGAGGACGACCGGGGUGGAGGGUCAGCUACUCAACACGUAAGCCCCAAUACGCUGUCGCCAAGCCACUCAACGCACGUCGUUGUUCGGGCGGUAUCGCAAUCCAUUCCCGUAGAUCGAGCCCGGUCCGUUGACGAGGAUGUUGUUGCAGUUCUGGAGGAAGAUAGCCACAUGUCACGAUCGUCCAUGAUAUGAACCGUGGUUGUUUCACACACCUGCCACUGGAGCAUGGUUCCGCCGAGGUUGGGGUCGUACGGCAAAUACAAAUUGCCCGCGAGAUGCAAAUUCCAGUUCGCGGCAUGGUUGAACAGGACAUUCGACGCCAGCAGGAAGUUUCCGGCCGGCACGUAAAGCAGAACGUCGGUGGCGACGGUGGUUUUCACGUUCGGAAUAACGCACUGUGUCCACGUCGCACUCAAGGCAGGGCCAAUAUCCGUCUUGUUGUCCGCAACCGCGCCGUAGUUCAGCACGUUGCACUCGAUAAAUGCUUGGGCCGGGACCGCGAGGGCGAGGACCGCGAGGGAAGCGAGGGAAGCGAGCAUCGUUUUCGCUACUAGAUGGUGAUUUUAGUAGUCGUUGGUCCUUCGACGAGAGGCGCAGCUGGCUUUUAAGGAUGAUGAAUAUCCUGCUUUUAUCCGGUAGCAAACACGAGAACGGACCUGGUGAUACCGAAAACCGCACCCGCUAAGGAUAUGGGCCUACUCCUCCUUCAUGUGCUAUACUGCCGGCCCGCUCAGUCAGGCGUUGAUUGUCGCUCCAGAAAGCGGUGGACCAACUUCUCAGGUUUCUAGCGGGCCCCGAAUCGAGAACAGACUCCGAGAGUUUCGAACCAUGAUCUGCGACGGAUGUACCAUGUCGACUGUAGGUUGGCCGCUGGCGACGGGUGACGACUCCACUUCCAGAUUUGAUUGGUUUGAGGACCUGGUGACCGGUGUCAACCGAUUUCCGGAUGUUAGUUCGAGACCAAACAUGGUUGUUUUCCGUCCUAUAUUCUCUGAUUUAGUUGGUUUCAGGCGGAAACGGACAGAAAGCUUUGUUGGCACUCCAUCCGAGGCGUUAGGUAACAGGUGACCCGGUCUUGGAUCGGUUGAGAGGUCCCUGGUGACCGGUGACCAGUCCAACUGAUGCUGGACAGUGGGGCUGGUGUCCAGUUGGAUAUCGCAUCCUUACGAAUUCUUUCUGAUGCUCCUGUCUCCUAUAAUUACCCAAAAUUUU